AUGCCGCCCAGGGCUGCGACGGGCGGUGAUUGGCUCCUCAUUCUCCCGGGCGAGCAGAAAGGGGCGGGGUUUUCCCCGAAACCUGCGACAGGAGGCUGCCGGAAUCGGUCGUCCUCGCCGCAGGUGCGGGUGGACAGCGCGGAGGAGGGGGAGCUGCCCCUGGCGGCAGCGGCGGAGCUGGCAGCCCAGAAGCGCGAACAGAGGCUGCGCAAAUUCCGGGAGCUGCACCUGAAGCCGAAUGAAGCUCGAAAGUUAAAUCACCAGAAAGUUGUGGAGGAAGAUAAAAGACUUAAAUUACCUGCAAACUGGGAGGCGAAAAAAGCUCGUCUGGAAUGGGAGCUGCAGGAAGAAGAAAAGAAAAAAGACUGUGCAGCCAGAGGAGAGGACUAUGAGAAAGUGAAGCUGCUGGAGAUCAGUGCAGAAGACGCAGAGAGAUGGGAGAGGAAGAAGAGGAGGAAAAACCCCGACCUGGGAUUCUCCGAUUAUGCUGCUGCUCAGUUAUGCCAGUAUCACUGGCUGACCAAGCAGAUCAAACCUGACAUGGAAACUUACGAGAGACUGAGAGAAAAACUUGGAGAGGAGUUUUACCCAACAUCCAACAGUCUUCUUCAUGGAACACAUGUACCCUCCACAGAGGAAAUUGAUAGGAUGGUCAUAGACUUGGAAAAGCAAAUUGAAAAACGAGACAAGUAUAGCCGGAGACGUCCUUAUAAUGAUGAUGCAGACAUCGACUACAUUAAUGAAAGGAAUGCCAAAUUCAACAAGAAAGCAGAAAGAUUCUGUGGGAAAUACACAGCUGAAAUUAAACAGAAUUUAGAAAGAGGAACAGCAGUCUAAUCUCCUUUAGGAACUGUUUUGACUGCCAAAUUGUAACCAUAAACCAGGACUAUUAUCUUUUUAUAAUUUGUAAAGUGUUCUAUGACUAUGUAUUUUCAUGCUUAUAUAUUAUUCACUCAUUUCAGAAAAAAAAAGUCAUGUAUUUAUGUGUUC
Molecule: messenger RNA, 990 nt
Organism: Odobenus rosmarus divergens (Pacific walrus)
Lineage: Eukaryota; Metazoa; Chordata; Mammalia; Carnivora; Odobenidae
Product: pre-mRNA-splicing factor SYF2-like
Exons: 7
Coding region: 1-837 (278 amino acids)
Cellular component (GO): catalytic step 2 spliceosome; Prp19 complex; post-mRNA release spliceosomal complex
Source: RefSeq, a predicted model, not a curated record